AUGUGGCUGAGAACCGCGGCCCUGGUGGCCGUACUUCUCGUCCUGGGUCAAUCCCUAGAACGGCGGAAUUAUGGCUUCAGCCAAGCUGAAAUCAAGGAGGUCAAGGAGCGCCUAGUUAAGCUCCGUCAGUUCCGCGAUGCUAAAUUGGCCCACAUGGACUUGCCGCAGGUUGAGGAGCCGAAAUUUGUGCCGAGGGCUGUCGAACCGAUCGGAUUGGUUGGCGCAAAUGGCUGUGAUCCAGGCUACAUGGGACCCAACUGCAAGAACCCGAUCUGCAAGAACGAGACCUCCCCCUAUCUGACCCACGACGGUAUGGCUGGAAUUGGUGAUCGAGUUGAAGUUGAGGUUUCUCUCAGAUGCCAGGAGCGCUUCACCUUCCCGGUUGACUUCACAAUGUCCCAGGAUGUCCACAUCACCGUCACCCAGACCGUUGCCGGCCGCCCCUUCUCGAGGCUGUACGAUCCUCUAGGCAAUGAGGUUCUCGCCUGUGGAGACGAGGUGGUCAGCCAGUCCGAGACUGUCCAGAAGUAUUGCGAACUUAUCCGAACCAACGGAGAAGGUUUGUACACCGCCGUCCUCAACAGCGAGAUGGAAGGCCCCUGCGCAUACGAGGUGAACGCCCAGACCUUCCUCUUCCCGGAUGGUGGUUUUGUCCUCACCCCUCAAGACGACGUGGUCCCAGAGUUCAUCACUGGCGAGAAUGAUGCCAUCAAUGCUCUGCCGGUCCAAGGCACUCCCUAUUACUUUGCCUUCAAGAUGACCCAUGACAUCUACCCGGUCACACCAGAAGUCCUUCACAUCUACCAGAAUGGACGCUGGUCCGAGAACUUUGACUUUGUUGCAAGAUACCACUGCGCUACCCCUCAUAUUACUACAACUACCUUCAACUGCACUCAAAUGAACUACUACCACAUGAAGUUCCAGGGAACUGACGAGCAUGGAAACCAAUGGCAACGCGUGUACAACUUCGACUGCGACGCUGCUAUCCCAACUGGCGCGUACACGGGCACCUACCCAACGCCUCAACCCCAAGACAAGUGCGAUAACGAAGGCCAGUUGAGCGCCAAUGGAACUUGCUAUUGCGGGCCCUUCUUCGAAGGCCCACAAUGUGAACUCCGCAAGUGCCUCAACGAUGGACGAUACGACUUCCAAAACCAGCGCUGCGUCUGCCAGACUGGCUACCAGGGUGACAGCUGCGAACACGUCUUCUGCCCCAACCCGAACUGGCAAAUCAACGACCUCCGCCAACGUGCUCUUGGAUUUGUUGUACGCUCCUCUCAGUCCAUGAUGGCGCAGAUGGACCAAAUUGUCGCUGCCGCAACCAACAUCACGGCCGCUUUCUCCGCUUUCCAUCCUGAUUACCUUCAGGCCUACGUACUCUCUGUUGUCCAAAACAAUGCUGUCCUCUUCACCCAUGAGUUCCAAAAUUACAACGACUUCAUCUCGGCCAUUCGCUCAAUGACCCACCCGCCAACCGACACCGACUGCGAUGAUGCCCUCCUUCUUGGAGUCACUGAGGUCCUUGAGCAGCCUUCCUUCCAGAAGUACCAAAAGUCCCCCAUCUUCAUCUACUCUGAUGGAACUGCCAACGAUGACGUUGACGUGCGCUACGCCCUCCUCAACCAGCUAUCCCACUUCCGUGGCCAGCUCUUCUUUAUGCUUUCGGACUCGGUUACUGGCCGCUGCAACAUUGCAUUGAACGACGUCGGAUAUUCGCAAAUGCGUGGACUUGCUGCUUUCUCCCAGGGACAGGUUAUCAAGACCCCAUUAGAUCAGAUUGCGUCCGCCUCGGUUGCUUUGGCCGAAUCGACCUGGAUGAUGAACGAAUUGAUCACCAAUGAUUUGGAAGACUGCCGAAUGGCUCCGAAGUAUAAUACAUUCUUUGUUGAUGAGACCACCGAUUACCUCGUCAUUUCGGCCACUGGAGAUAAACUGGCAGCUUUGGUUACUGCCCCGAACCGAACGGUCUUGAAGCCGAUUCAAUGGUACCAAACAGGAAAUCUGUACCUCUGGGUCAUUGACACCCCGGAUCUCUAUGUGGGAAACUGGUUGGUGAGCAUUUCUACGCUCUCAGCCGACAAGAGUGUCUGCCAAUACCGUGUGACAGCCCGCUCUAACUACGAUUUGUUCAUUGGCAUCACCAACAGCUUGAACUCGGAUGAGACGGACACCCAGCCGACUUGGCGCCAGCCCGCUCACCUUGUCGCACACAUCAACAACGUCUUCCACCCGGAUCUUCUCGGCCUUCACGCAGAGGUGAUGGUAACGACCAACGAUGUGGGAGGUCGACGCGAAAUGGUCUAUGCUUCGUCCGGAAUCUUCCGUGACUCUUGCAACUUCUAUUUGUACUUCGGUUCGUUCACCUGCCAGCGGCCGAACAUGAUGUACUACGUCUCAGUCUACACGACCGAUUCCCAAGGACACACCCUUUUGCGCACGUCGACCGGUUUUUGCUCGGCUUCGGCUCCCACAGUCAUUCCACCAGAUGGUUGCGCCAACGGAGGUGUCAUGGUCAAUGGUACCUGCAUCUGCGCGGCUCACUACAACGGACCAAAGUGCCAGAGCGUCAUCUGCGAGAACCAGGGAACCCCGCUAUUCGGCGCCUGCCAAUGCCCAGCCGGCUUCUCCGGCGACUUCUGCGAGUACUCCUCUUGCAAUCAACGCAACACCUUCACCGAGUUCUUCCUGAACCGCAAGACCCUCUCCGUCCUUGUCCACGACUCGAUCACCACCCGAUCGGUGAUGCGCACCCUCAACGACACUCUGCCUCGACUAGUAGAAGAUAUCCGAUUCACCCACCGCGAAUGGAUCACUGGAUACCAGAUUGUCCGCUUCAACUCGACCACUCAUACCGCUGUGGCUGACACCAAUGAUCCGAACGCAUUCAUCAAGGGAAUGAGGACGCUUGCCCAGCGCAACUACGACAACUCUGAGAUCUCAUGCCUGGACCUCGAUCUGUUCCCCGCCCUCUACGAAACUCUCACCUCACAUGAUGCCUCAUUCGGUGGUAUCGUUUAUGUAUUCAUCAAUGGGCUGCCGAAACUGAACGCCCCGGUCCUCAGCAAGAUCUUCAACCACCUCGAAGUGACGAAGACUUCCGUAAACAUCAUCCAAACCGCCACUUCUCCUUGCGGGAAGGAUAUCUAUGACGCGGCCUCUACCUCACUGAUGAGCUUGGCUGAGUUCAGCAGCGGCAUGUUCACGAUUUCGAUGGCCAACAAGGCCGGAGACAUCUUCAGCGCACUCCCGACUACCUACAGCUCGCAAUUGGUCACCGAGAAUUGGCUUGCUGAUUGCACGAAGCCUACGACUUUCUAUAUCCCCGUUGACUCGCUCACACAAUCGUUGAGCGUUGUCAUCAAUGGAGAUCUUGUUAACGAUCCGGUUUACACUGCACCAGAUGGUGGACGAUUCAAGGUUCUCAACAUGUGGAACGAUGUUGGAUACGGGUCCCGCGGAGACCAGGUUAUCCAGCCGUGCGAACAGGGCUGGGAUCAGUACGAUAACCGUUGCUUCAAAUUCGGUCUUACCCAUGCCAGCUGGGAUGAUGCGGCCCUUGCUUGCCACCAACAAGGCGCCUCCCUUGCAUCAGUCUUCAACCAAGGAGAUCAGGAUUACCUUAGCUACCAGGCAGGCUCGUCGGUUGAUUACUGGAUUGGUCUCAACGAUAAGAAGACGACCGGAAAGUUUGAAUGGGAUACGCCGUUCAACUUCUCUCUAACCCUUGACACCACUGGUUAUGCUAACUGGGCCUCUGGGCAGCCUAUCACCGAUCCGACCAAGACCUGUGUAUACGAUAGCCAGAAGGGCAUCACCGGACCAAAGGGAUGGAACGUUGUUGACUGUUCUCAGCAAUUCUCCUACGUUUGCCAGAAGCACAUCUAUAACCAGUUCUUUGAGCCUCGCGACCCCAACUCCGAUUUCUUGCCAAGAGGCAUCUGGCAAGUUCAAGUCCAGACUGACGAGGGAAGCUGCUCCGUCGCCGCCGCUGCCCAGUCGCAAUUGCGUGUCUACGUCGAAUACACCACCGAUAUCCACGACGACUUCGGCUACGUCGAGCCAUUCCAGGGCCCCGUGGAGAACCGCAUCAUCGCUCACGUUACCGGCUUGCUGCCAUCGACCAAAUAUUCCCUGGAAUACGCCCACUUCUACCAAAACAAUCUGACCAUCAUCCAAGCCCAGCCGAUGCGCUACCGCGACAACUGCCUGUUCGACUUCAUCUCUGCUCCAUUCCAGUGCCCGUACCCAACUUUCCAGAUGAUGCUCUCUGGAGUUGAUAACUACGGAUACCUGUACCAACGUGUCUUGCCCGUUUCCUGCCUCGGCGGCCCUACUCCAUCGGAUUGCGAGAACGGCGGCCAAUAUUACAGAGGUCAAUGCAUCUGCCCACCACACUUAUACGGAGAGUACUGUCAAGUCGCUGAUUGCGAGAACGGUGGCCGUGUCACCGGUUCCCUGAAUUCUUGUGAUUGCCCACCUGGCUUCAGCGGACGCUUCUGCGAGAUUGCGCAAUGCACACGCGGAGGUAACAAGCCCGAUGUCGACACGGAGCACCGUACAUUCGUUCUGCUACUUGACGGUAUCCAGACCGGAACCUACACCAACCUGCUCGGCAAGAUCGACAUCGUGCUCAGCACUUUCUUCAACACUACUGGCACGAGCUUCCCGACCUGGUUCAGCAGUUACGUUGGAGUCAUCUACAGGAACCAAAACCUGACGGAUCACGGCGGCGCUGUCCUGCCUUUGAUCACCAACAGCGACCCCGGAGAGUUCAUCAACUCUAUCAAAACCACCUUAACCAAUCAACCGGCCGCUACCGAUGAUGUUUCUCGUUCUAUCUUCACUUCAAUGGUCACCGCUCUCACUGCUCCUCAGGUCAAAUCUCGCUCGGUCGCUUAUGCUAUACUGAAUGGAUUCCCUGAUGACUUUGCCGACAUUGAUCUCGCAAUGGAUGCCAUUUCCAGGACUCACACCCAGGUCAACUUGCUUGUCUUCGGUGACAAGGGAACCCCUGGAAAUGCCACCUACCCAGCCCUGGAGCCGCUCUUCGACACGAUCCAUAUGUCUGGUGGCGCCGUCUAUUUCUUGACUGAUGAAAACACAUUCGCCACGCAAUGGGGAGCGAUCAGUUUGACUCUUCACGAUUCGUACUACCUGCUUUCCACCUUCCGCCAAGAUUGCUCCAACCUUGACGAAUAUCUGCAGACCGGAGCCAACAUGUCCACGACAGUCAUCGACAUGUUUGCCGAGCAAAAGCCAGAUGUGUCGAUCUCGUGGCCGAACGGCACCAAGAUCAGACCAGUUUACACGCUGCAGACAAACACCAACACUAUCGGUGUCUUCAACAACUUGUGGACCCCUGGCAUUAUGAGGCUUGGAAUUGAUGACAACCAGACGAGGAGCGGAGGCUGCUUGUUGAAUGUCCGCGGUGUAUCGAAUUUGGAGGUUAUGCUGGCCUUUACACAGGAUGUGGCUGAGGAUGGUGGUCUCCAUUCUAAUGAUGCUUAUUUGUUCCCGGAAGCUGGAUUCGAAUCAAACGCCGUCGUCGCCGCAGUGAAUGAUGGCUCUACUAUCCUGCAAUACGUACAACUCUUCGACGUGGAUGAGCGCCGCCUCCAAUGGGCUUCGCCACUUGUCGCUAGGGCCGGAUGUACUUACCCUUACAUUUCUCGCGACACCUUCCACUGCAACCGUCACUCGUUCACCGUCGCCAUCGAUGGACUUGAUUUCGAGGGACAUCCCUUCCGCCGUAUGUUCACCAUCCACUGCAUUGGCUUCAUCCCCACCCGAGCGCCAUACACUGGAACACCAUACACUGGCACCUUCCCCACCCGUGAUUUCCCGACCACCAGCCCGUUGCCGGUCUACCCAACCUGCGCCAAAGAAACCCCAAAGAUCGAUUUGGUCAUUGCUUUUGAUUCUUCGGAGACGAUGACCGAGGACGUAUACCUCGGGAUCAUCGACCAAUUCUACACCCUUAGCAACCUCGUCGUCUUCGGUACGGCUAACACAAGAGUCCUGAUGGGAACCUAUGACAACAUUGCUCACUUCGAGCGACAAGACUUCAAUGACACCACCAACAUUAGCUCAUACCUUACCCGUAUUGUUGAACUGAUGUUCGCAGGUUACACAGGAGGUGAAGGAAACAACAUUCAAGCUGUCCUUGAUUAUCUGGUACGCAACGAAAAUGCGGUCACACCAUUCCGCCCGGAUGCCAGGAAGAUGAUCGUGUUGUUCAGCUCUCUUGGAUGGGAUAAGGGCAACUCUGGAAAGGGAUUCUUAGACCCAACUGCCGACGUUAAUGACCUGAAGGGACUCAACCUUGAAUUCUACCCUAUCGGCUGGGGAUCGAAGGCAAACAUGACACAGCUUCAGGCGCUGUCGAGCUGUGCCCGCCACGCACAGACUGAGUACGAGCUGACAGAUUCGCUGAAUUGGCUCUGGAGCAACAUUUGCAGCGCAAACGUCACGUGC
Mesorhabditis spiculigera is the source of this 6474-nucleotide messenger RNA. The record is from the annotation of a GenBank genome assembly. Lineage: Eukaryota; Metazoa; Nematoda; Chromadorea; Rhabditida; Rhabditidae.